Messenger RNA from Acanthopagrus latus (yellowfin seabream), 1990 nucleotides. Its product is annotated as probable E3 ubiquitin-protein ligase DTX3. NCBI's taxonomy places the organism in Eukaryota, Metazoa, Chordata, Actinopteri, Spariformes, Sparidae. Gene Ontology annotation, biological process: protein ubiquitination; Notch signaling pathway. Bases 108 to 710 code for a protein of 200 amino acids. Gene Ontology annotation, molecular function: metal ion binding. The transcript has 3 exons. The record is from RefSeq and is a predicted model, not a curated record.
AUGGUACGUCCCCUUAUUCUGACGUCACACAUCUCCGGACACACAGAAACCCGAGAGCAUCCAAACACGGAAAAGGAAAGAUAACUGUCGUCACAUACCGGAAAAUAAUGGAAAACAACACAAACUAUGACCCCGGUAUAGUCAACGGCGCCGAGGAGAACUGCGCCAUUUGCUUGGACAAAGUGCAGGAGAGGAAAACGCUGACGUGCCUCCACUCUUUCUGCUCUGAGUGUAUCAACGCGGUCUUCAAGUCGAAGCCCGCUUGUCCGAUAUGCAACACCUACCACGGAAAGUACACCGGGAACCAGCCGGUCGGCACCAUGAACGUGAUGCGCAGCUGGAUGAGCCUGCCUGGCUUUGACCGCUGCGGAACUAUUGUGAUCCAGUACAGUUUCCCAGCAGGGAUACAAGGGCCUGAGCACCCAAACCCUGGGGUGAGGUACAGCAGCACCUCUCGUACGGCCUAUCUGCCAGACAGCGAAGAGGGCAACAAAGUCCUGAGGCUGCUGACGAAAGCCUUUGAAAGGAAACUCAUCUUCACCGUCGGACGUUCGGUUACCACAGGCCUCAACAAUGUCAUCACCUGGAACGACAUUCAUCACAAAACCAACAUAGACGGUGGCCCACAAAGUUUUGGGUAUCCAGAUCCAGAGUAUUUGUCCAGAGUUCAGGAGGAGCUUCGUCUUAAAGGGGUGACAGAAGAUAACUGAUGGAUGAAGACAAUCAGAAGACAAAUUGAUUUUAAUACUGUGUAUUGUUGCAAAGUUUCUGAUUUCAAGUCUGCGCUUGUUGCAGUCCUUAGGCAGGGAUCUUCAUCACUGACAUUUUGUGAUGUUUUUUGUAUUUUUAUUUGCAAAUGUUAAUGAGAUGAGCUAAGAAAAAACCCCACAAAUUCAGGGAGUAUGACAGUAUGUACACUUUUUACAUAUGCCUGUGUACGUAAACGAUGAAUAACCUGCCUCGUAAUGUGCUCAUCUUAUUUUUUAUUUUCUUUUAUUCUAUCAAGCAAAAAUAAUGUUUAUAUUAAGGUAGGAUUGUUACCAAAGAUUGUUCAACUAACUAUGCAAAAUUACUUAAAACGGCAUUGACAAGUAUUUAGUCCAAAAAGUCAAAGAUUAAAUUAGUGUCAAAUAAUAAAGGGGUCAUUCUACAAAUCAUCAUACAUCAGUAAUGUAAACGUCUGGUACAGCAGACAUACGAAGCAGAACAGGUGAUAAAAGCAGUCUUCAUUUGAUCGGGCAAACUUAUCCUGAGGGCUGAAGUGAGCAGAAGGGCUUACAGGCUGGGCGCUGUAAAAACAACAUAGACUAUCCAACAAAGAGUGAUUAAUCGCUGUAUUUUAUAUACGACGUAUCCUGAUGAUAAUGGAGACACAACUCUGCAAUUUUUAAACAUUGGCUGUAGCUGUUGCACAUUUCUGAAUGUACUUGGAAUGGGUCUGCUGAUAUAUCAUUACUUUUGUAUGUUUCAAGUUCCAACUGCUACAAACCUUCCUUGACAUUGUUCGAUAUAAUACAUUCAGAUUCUGUCCACACAACAGACCAGAGCGUGUAGCAAAAGUUCCGUCCUGUGGUAGAUGAAACAUAAUUAAAAGGCAAUAUCUCUGGUUGUUAAUGGAUUUCGAUGUUUUGUUUUUAAACUGGCCAUAAUGAGUCCAACAGUGUUAUAAGAGUGCAAUGCCUGACCCGUGAACUGCUUUUCACAACCUGGUGCCUACAUUACCCACAAUGCAACUUUGCCACAUCACUGGAGGCAGUUUGUCAGAUUACAUGCGGCUUCCUCUGGAGACACAAAAGGCUUUUUGCUACUUUUUUUUUUUAACAUAAUCAGCAGUGCGUCUCAAGACCUGUGAACACACUUCAAUGUGUAAAAUUGAUGAAGUUACCCUUUAUGUUGAUCCUACACACAGUCGUGCUGCUGUAAAUAUUCACUAAUGCACCAAAUCUGUAGCUACAUAUAGUCCUCAACAAAUAAACUAUGUACACCUGUU